This is a messenger RNA of Balaenoptera acutorostrata (minke whale), 9180 nucleotides long. RefSeq names its product cyclin and CBS domain divalent metal cation transport mediator 2 (gene CNNM2). The transcript has 8 exons. Bases 255 to 2882 code for a protein of 875 amino acids. Gene Ontology annotation, molecular function: magnesium ion transmembrane transporter activity. The record is from RefSeq and is a predicted model, not a curated record. Gene Ontology annotation, biological process: transport; magnesium ion homeostasis. Gene Ontology annotation, cellular component: plasma membrane. NCBI's taxonomy places the organism in Eukaryota, Metazoa, Chordata, Mammalia, Artiodactyla, Balaenopteridae.
GGGAGGGCGGACGCCCGCUCGUGAUUAGCUGCUCUGCCUGCCUCUCGCAAGAACGGUUGGCACUUCUUCCCCCUCUCUCCUCUCCCGCCAGCCUCGAGGUUCCUGAGCUGGCCCAGGCCGAGUCAGUGUCAGUCAGGCAGGCGGACUGCUGAGCAGUGGGUGCGAACACUGCGUUGCAGUCUCGCCCAGGGGCCGGUGCCUGCGCUCGCGCCGCCGGGUGGGAAGGAUGAAGCUGCAGCUGGAGCAGCCACCCUAUGAUUGGCUGGGGCACUUGUGAACCCGAAGUAAAGAUGGCGGGCGGGCAGGCAGCCGCCGCACUGCCCACUUGGAAGAUGGCGGCGCGCCGCAGCCUCAGCGCUCGCGGCCGGGGGGUCCUGCAGGCGGCGGCUGGACGGCUGUUGCCGCUGCUUCUGCUGAGCUGCUGCUGUGGCGCGGGCGGCUGCGCAGCGUCGGGCGAGAACGAGGAGACUGUGAUCAUCGGGUUGCGGCUGGAGGACACGAACGACGUGUCGUUCAUGGAAGGGGGGGCGCUGCGGGUGAGCGAGCGGACCCGGGUCAAGCUGCGGGUGUACGGGCAGAACAUCAACAACGAGACAUGGUCCCGCAUUGCUUUCACAGAGCAUGAGCGGCGGCGCCACAGCCCGGGCGAGCGCGGGCUGGGGGGCCCUGCGCCGCCGGAGCCGGACAGCGGCCCCCAGCGCUGCGGCAUCCGCACAUCAGAUAUCAUCAUCUUGCCCCAUAUCAUUCUCAAUCGCCGUACAUCAGGCAUCAUUGAGAUCGAGAUCAAACCGCUGCGCAAGAUGGAGAAGAGCAAGUCCUAUUACCUGUGCACGUCGCUCUCCACGCCAGCCCUGGGCGCCGGCGGCCCGGGGUCUGCGGGUGGCGCCGUCGGGGGCAAGGGCGGCUCCGGGGUGGCCGGGCUCCCGCCGCCCCCGUGGGCCGAGACCACCUGGAUUUAUCACGACGGCGAGGACACCAAGAUGAUCGUGGGGGAGGAGAAGAAGUUCCUGCUGCCUUUCUGGCUGCAGGUGAUCUUCAUUUCGCUGCUUCUGUGCCUCUCGGGCAUGUUCAGCGGCCUCAACCUGGGACUCAUGGCCCUGGACCCGAUGGAGCUGCGCAUCGUGCAGAACUGCGGCACGGAGAAGGAGAAGAAUUACGCCAAGCGCAUCGAGCCCGUGCGCAGGCAGGGCAACUACCUGCUGUGCUCGCUGCUGCUGGGCAACGUGCUGGUCAACACCACGCUCACCAUCCUGCUCGACGACAUAGCUGGCUCAGGCCUCGUGGCGGUGGUGGUCUCCACCAUCGGCAUCGUCAUCUUCGGGGAGAUCGUGCCCCAGGCCAUCUGCUCCCGGCACGGCCUGGCUGUGGGGGCCAACACCAUCUUCCUCACCAAGUUUUUCAUGAUGAUGACCUUCCCCGCCUCUUACCCCGUAAGCAAGCUGCUGGACUGCGUCCUGGGCCAGGAGAUAGGCACCGUCUAUAACCGGGAAAAACUGCUGGAGAUGCUCCGGGUCACAGACCCCUACAACGACCUUGUAAAGGAGGAGCUGAACAUCAUCCAAGGGGCGCUGGAGCUCCGCACCAAGACCGUGGAGGACGUGAUGACUCCCCUCCGGGACUGUUUCAUGAUCACCGGCGAAGCCAUUCUGGACUUCAACACCAUGUCGGAGAUCAUGGAGAGCGGCUACACUCGGAUUCCAGUAUUUGAGGGGGAGCGCUCCAACAUCGUGGACCUCCUCUUUGUCAAAGACUUGGCCUUCGUGGAUCCAGAUGACUGUACUCCCCUGAAAACCAUCACUAAAUUUUAUAACCACCCCUUGCACUUUGUUUUCAAUGACACCAAGUUGGACGCUAUGCUGGAAGAAUUUAAGAAAGGUAAAUCUCACCUGGCUAUUGUGCAGCGAGUAAACAAUGAGGGAGAGGGGGAUCCAUUUUAUGAAGUUCUGGGAAUUGUCACAUUAGAGGAUGUGAUUGAAGAAAUCAUCAAAUCUGAGAUUCUAGAUGAAACAGAUUUAUACACUGAUAACAGAACGAAAAAGAAAGUGGCCCAUCGAGAAAGAAAGCAAGAUUUUUCUGCCUUUAAGCAGACAGACAGCGAGAUGAAGGUUAAAAUAUCACCACAGCUUCUCCUGGCCAUGCACCGUUUCCUAGCAACAGAAGUAGAAGCAUUUAGCCCAUCCCAGAUGUCAGAGAAGAUCCUUCUAAGGCUGCUAAAGCACCCCAAUGUCAUCCAGGAACUGAAGUAUGAUGAGAAGAACAAGAAAGCCCCAGAAUACUACCUCUACCAGCGAAACAAACCUGUAGACUACUUCGUUCUCAUUUUGCAGGGGAAAGUGGAAGUAGAAGCUGGGAAAGAAGGUAUGAAGUUUGAAGCCAGUGCUUUUUCAUACUAUGGUGUAAUGGCCCUUACAGCCUCCCCAGUUCCUUUGUCCCUGUCUCGUACCUUUGUUGUCAGCAGAACAGAGUUGUUAGCAGCAGGUUCUCCAGGUGAAAACAAGUCACCUCCUCGCCCAUGCGGCUUGAAUCACUCGGACUCUCUCAGUCGCGGUGACCGGAUCGAUGCGAUAACGCCGACGUUGGGGAGCAGCAACAAUCAGCUCAGCUCUUCGUUCCUCCAAGUCUACAUCCCUGACUACUCGGUGCGGGCCCUCUCCGAUCUCCAGUUUGUUAAGAUCUCAAGACAGCAAUACCAAAAUGCCUUGAUGGCAUCCCGGAUGGACAAAACUCCUCAGUCUUCAGACAGUGAAAACACUAAAAUUGAAUUGACUCUUACGGAGCUGCACGACGGGUUGCCAGACGAGACGGCCAACCUGCUCAACGAACAGAACUGUGUGACGCACAGCAAGGCCAACCACAGCCUGCACAGCGAAGGCGCCAUCUAGAGCACCGGCCUCGGCCUCCGCGUCUGACCGUGAAUCCCAUUAGUGUGCGCUUGUGUGCCAUGCUGCAUCCUGCACCAUCCUGAGACCAAAGACUUUGUCCCCUUCCUGGAAGCAGCAGAGGAGGCCGGAGAGGGCAGGAAUGGAAACUGGAGACGUAAAAUCGACAGCCAGGGCGUGGCAUUCGAGAUUAUGGAGAUGAAUUUCUUCCGCCCAAAUAGAAUCAUGUUUAUUUUUUCAGCUGUACCUUUUAUCAUUAUCCACUCUCCUCCUCCCUUGAUUUGCAUGAAGUUGAAAAUUGUUGCGAUUUAUUUUUUUCCGAGAGAUCAUGUUUUUAAAAAGUGUCUUUUGCAGAGUUUUAAAUUGUUCUGUCUGAACUCUGCUGUGACCCCAUGAUGUAACCUUAGAAGGAUGGACUUGUCCCUCCAGUGGCCUUCCUUGGCCCCCGCCCCAGGGAGGGGCACCCUUCCUCUGUGCCCCAGUGGGUGUCGCUGUCGAACUUCAAGGAUGAAUGACACAGACCUGCCCAGGCUGUUGGCCCUGCAGGGUGGAGCCUGCACAGGGACCCGCAGCCUCUCUGAGCUCAGUGUUGUUUUAAGUUAAUGUUUAACGGUGUCCCUUUCCCUCAGAAAGGUUUAACAUUUGCUUGGAAUGUGAUUUUGCUCCCACUCUAAGGAAUUUUUAUCACCAAAAUGAAUGUUAAUGAAUUUUAAACCUAUGGUUUAUCUUUGCAAGAGGCGAGGUGGCUUCACCCCAACAUUCCCACAGCCUGGGAUCUCCAGCUCAGCCAGGCCUCUUCCGCCCCAACUUACAGAGCGCCGUCACCCACCGCCCCGUCCUUGCUCGUUAACCCAAGAUGCUGCUACACAGAUGCCAAAUGGAAAUCUUCCACAGGGCCCUCGAGUAAACUCGUGGUGUGGAGUCCACGCUCCUGCCCUUCCCGCUGGGAUGUAUGUCAUUGUCAGAAAAGGAGUCGGACCUUCCAGCUGUGCUCUGUGCGCCCUGCCGAGAAGGCACGUCUAGACCCAUGUGUCUAAAGGAGGGAACACUGGGGACUGCCGGCACCUGCCCUCUUCCCCUCUGUCCCUGGGCCUGCGGGGCCCAGCAGUGGCUGUGUCCCCGCCUGAGGACCUCUGUGUCUCCCGCCUCAGACGUGGCCCACGCCAGAGAGGCUGCCCGUACAGCCCGGGUCAGUUUGGCCCCAAACAGGGAUUGAGAAACCAAAUGUGUGUUGUGGCCAUUUCAUGUGUGUCUCUGUCUUAUUUUACUAUCAAAUUCAUCACGUGUAGUGAAAUUAAUGUCAGGAGGUAUUUCUUGAGUGACUGAAUUCCUAACUCUCUUAUCUGUGUUUUAAGUGUUAACCCAAGGGAUAUGUGCAUUUUGUCGGCAACAUUCGUACACUGAAAUGACUUCCUACUGACCACAGUUUUCAUGUAGACCUGUCAGUCCUCGCUGCGUCCAGUCACUAGGCGAGAAGAUAGCAUCUUCUCCACUGGGUCUCACUGCACGAAGGGAAGCCCUGGGGCUAAGCGGCAGUUUCUUCUCCUUCCUCCAGGUAGGACUGUGCACCCCAGGCUGGGCGCUGGCGGGUGGGAGCUGCGGUUGGGAAAGAACCAGCAACACGCUGGGCUUGCCUCCCGGUGAGCAGCUCGGUGGCUCCAGUGUCAUGUGCGCACCUGGCGCAGUGUCUCCCCUGGGAUGUUGGUCCUGGAGCAUCUUCCUCAGAAGGUGCCGUGCCCCUUAGUGAGGGAAGUAUGGUCUCACCUGGUAGAAGUCACCGGGUGCCCCCUCAAGGGGCUGAGUGGCCUGCUGCUGGCACCCAGAUCACAGCACCGUGGGAGGGUGCUCCCACCGCGGAGCUUGACGUUAGUGGGACCCUGUACUGUGAGUAUUUGCUUUUAUAAACAAACCCAUCCAAGUGUAAAGGUCUCACUUUCUUAAGAUGCGUCUAGCUGAGCACAACGUCAGUAUGACAUGACACGGGAACUGGGAUUAUCUGUAGCGGGCGCAGAAAUGAGAGAGAGAGUUCCCUGUAACAGAGUGAAACCUGGGCCUUGCUGGGGGAGGAGGCUUCUGCCCCAACCAGCACGCCACGCUCUGGGCCGGGACAGCAGUGCCGUCCCUGUGGUCUGGCGGAGCCGGGCUGCCAAGCCGUGGUUCCUCUGGCCUCCUGGACCUUCGCCCGUCAGCUUCCCCUGGCCUAUCUGCUUUGAUCUGCCUCUCCACACGCAGUCCAUCUCCGGGCGCCUUGCUACUGGAAGGAGCCUCCGGAAUCACUGUUACUGUGCUGGAUCUUUUUUGGAGCCCCACUGCUGCUCUGUGAAUCCUAAAGCCCUUUUGAGAGGAUUCCAGCUGCUGGCUCCUUGACUUCAGGGAGAAAUGGUUAACGUUUCCAUACUGUCUUACCUGCUCAGUGUGUGGCUUUUUGAAAAGUCCUCUCUAUAAAGGAGCUGGCACAGGGGGGCUUUGCAGUAGGGCUCCUGGAGGACGAAAUUUUAGCCUCUCAAGUUCGUAUUUAUUUUCUAUAAACUACUCUUUACCUUUGAUUUUUCACACUGUUUUAUAACAACAGGGAAUCCCAAAUAAGUCCUGUCUGGUCCCUGAAGGAAUGAAGGCUACCAUUUGGCUACAGUUAGAUCUGCUUUGGGGAAGGCUCAAGACCCUUCAGAUGGUAACACUCAAUGUCUGAGUGGCGACAGAUUCGUCUUUCAGGCCCCCCACUUUCCUUCUAGAAACUAACUUUAGGCUGUUGAAGGAGAAAUGCUGGCUCAUGGCUUCUGUGGGGCAGCAGGAGAAUGAUCUGGGGAAGGUCUGUGCAGUUCAUGUCUACUAAGUAAACAGGAGCAAGGCAGAGAAAGACCAUCAAAUAGUUGAGAUCUUGAUAUGCAGCGGCCAGUCCUUAGCACUACUGGUGGAUUGUCCUCUCCUAGGGCUGCGGGCUUUGUAAGCGUGGAUGGCGAGUGGGCUGUGGAGCAGACACAGGGCCCGGGGUCCUGAAUUCUGUGGGAGUCCCAUUGUCAGGCCAGGGCCUCGCUCUCCUUUUCAGUGGCCCCUGCUGCCAGCCCUGGCUCUGAGGGACCAGACCGGGCCUCCUCCUGCUCCUAAGCAGCCACUCUGGCAUCCCGUAGGUUCCUCCUGGAACUGGAUUCCUAGUAUCCAAGUGUUCCUGGGACAAUCUGCUUUCUCUUCAUAAGUGAGGGAGACUUUCUUCCUACUGCUUUAGAGGUUCCCUCCCUUUAAUUCUCUGUUUCACAUGCAUCAGGCAAGUCUAAAAUCAUAUGUUUAAACUCUUAGGAAAACAGAACCUUAAGAUUUGUGCAUGGAAACUGGGAUGUUAAUCAACUAGCUUAAGCCUUGGUUCUGACAUAAUUUGAAUGUGAAAGGGCACCCCAUGUAACUCUUUUUUCCCCUCCUUCCUCACCUCACUUCUGGAAGAGAGCUCAGUGCCCAUGCUGACAGGGUUGUCUUCCCCAAGUGGGAGGAGUAGGGCAUCUUGCCAUUUUCUAAUAUUUCAAGGAGCUUUUGUGCAUAUGUUGAAUGCAAAACUUCACACUAAUAUGGAACAUUAACUGUGAAUAUAUUUACUUGUGCUAUCCCCAGUACCAUACAACUAAAGGUCCAGCUUUUCCAAGUCUAGGAAAAUAGUGCUAGAUACAAGUAGAAUUGCAUUUCCCUUAGGAAAUGAAGCAACAGGAAUUUGGGCUUAGCAGGGACCAUGAACUUCUGUCCUCAAAUUACCUCAGGUUGAGGAGCAGACCUAAGUAGGCCCUGGCCAGUUGCAUCUGUGUCCUGGCUGGUCAAAAACAAAAACAAAACCCAACCCUGUCAUCUUCUGAAAAACCAGCCAGGGAUCUGACCAUCUUUGCCUUUCCUGGGCCAGGAGACCAGGAUUCCUCCAGUGUUUCCCAGGGCCCGGCCCAGGCAGAGGACUCACCUGGGCUGGCACAGGAAGGUGCUCACCUUGUUCCCUGGGAUUCUAAGCAGGAGGCCACCAGGGAGGGUUGGCUUGUGCAUGUCACAUGACACAAGCUCCUUGCUAGCACGAGAGCAGGAACUGUUCCCCUCUCAGCUUUGAUCCCGGAGACGGUUUUUCUUGCAGAGCGUUGAAGACUGCGAGGCUGAGCUGGCAGUUCAGGGAGUGGAGGCUUCUGAGGCACCAGUGCUCACUCUCUUCCUUGAGGACACAGGCUCUUGUCCUGGGUCAGGUGUGGUUCUAUUCCGGCCUCUGGACUAGUGGUGCUUCUGUCCAGCAAGGGCAUCUUGGUGGGUUGCAGGUUAGCCCAGAAUUAGGAGGGAUUUAGAGAGUUCAAUAUGGAAGUGAUCUGGGGAUUCAGAAACUUUUCCCAUGUAAAUGGAUCAGUGAGCAACCUACUCAGUGGAUUUUUAUACCUCAGGGCCAUUUGCAAAUUUUUAUCUUUCCACGUUUCUUUUGUAUUUGCGUGGGCUGAUAGGAGAGAUGAGUUCAGAGGAUUCUAGGAUGACGUUCAUUUGCCUCGGUUUGCGGAUGUGUGGGGCACGCGCACCAAGCUUGCUCAAGGCUGUGGCAGUGGGCCUUCCUCCUCCAGUACGUGCGGGCACCCCUCCUGCAGGGAGUGCUUACAUGCUGCUUUUCCUUCUGCCCUGCCUGAAGAUGCCAGGGCCCCUGGUCAGCCCUAAGAACAGGAGCAAGAUGGCAGUUCACAGCAGCUGCAGAGCUUGGAGCAGCUUUCCUCCCACUGUCUUGGGCUGGGGAAUGUCUUUGCUUUUCAGACCUUUGUGGUUGGCUUGGCUCAAGUAAGCUUUCUCACUGUAUAGGCUAGAGCCACUGAUGUCAUCUCAGAAGAAUUGUUUUAAGUAUCAGGCUGUACUUGAAGCAACAUGGAAACAAAGGUUCUAAGUGGCAAGAGAGUAAAGUUCUAGGACUUUGUAUGCCGAGGUUUAUAUGUACAUAGAUCCAACACAUACUAUAAGACUUGAGUGAGUACACAUUUUCAAGUUUCAAUACCCACUGGGUAUUAAACAUAAACGAAUUGGAAGAAUGACUGGGAGUAUUGUUUUGCCUCACUUGGCAGGGUAUCUUCCAACAUUUGCCCACAUCUGACCAACAUGGAUUCACUCGAGAAGUGAUUUCUUUUGGGGCCAGCUUCCUCUUCAGACUCACCCUGCAGAGAACUAUCAAAUGGACCUGGUGGGCCUUGAGUGCCUGCCCUUUUUGUUGGAGGCCCAGGCCCCUUGGAUAUAAACAGCUGGUUUCAGGCUCCCAGAGCAGAAGGGAGAGGGAGAAAAUAAGGCCUCAGGACUCUUGUUCCCCAGAGAGCCCCAGCCUCGCUCCUGAUUCAUUACUCCCCGUGUCUAAAGUCUACUGUGAAGGUGGAGUGUGUCAGUCCGUUGACUUUUCUUGUUUCUGGAGUUCUUUUAAGUCCACAAAUGUAUAUGCUUUAUUUUAUAUUAUUAUUUAUUAUGUACAUAUGCCUCUACUGUUAGCACAUCGUCUAUGACUAAGAUGAGAUCUGUUCUGGAGCCCCUCAUCCAUGGAGCCUAGGGUUCUGUUGUCUUUUAAAGUGGGUGAGAAGGAGCGGUUUUGCUUUUGUCUUAAACAGGUUGCUGCUCUUAUGUUGGUCCUUGUGUCCCGGCCCCUUUUAUUGGGCCCACCUCUAUUCCUGAUGGCAAGUGUUUGAGAUGAGGAUGGAGGCAGGUCUUUACUUCAUGGCAGGGCCUCUCAAGUACCUCCGUGAAAUUUUUAGAGGUGGUUUCCUGGUGACUGGGUCUAUUCUCUGGGUAAUGGUACAGCGUGGCUGUGAGGCCAGAGCCUCCUUCCUCACUCCCACACUCCCAAGCCAGGUUGGUGGCCUGGUCCCACAACAGUGAUGGUCUCUAAUUCCCACCUUGGAUUGCAGAAUCCAUCUCUCUGGACCAUGGAAGCUGCCUGCCCACCUGGGCUUCUAAUAUGCCUUUUCUUGGUUUUGAGGCCCAAUGCCAACACUGCCUUGGCGCCUCAAAUUAAGACCCUGCUUUGAGUCUGAUUUCCAUCCUCCUUAGCCUUUACUCACUGUAUCAUAGUGUACAUUUCAUGCUUUGUAGCAGUGAAGUUUUCUGAACACAGUAUCCAGAGCUGUGUAUAUAAACCUAAAUAAGCACAAAUGACAUGUAUAGGUUUCAUGAGCUGAUUGUCAUAAUGAAUGCAUUUUAUAAUUCAAAUGAUGUUGUAGAUUUACAAUCUCUCCUAUUUAUUUUGUAUCAAUUUAUUUGUAAAUUUUGUGAUUGUUUUAAAAGGUUUUUGUUCAUUUCUAUUAUUCUGUUUAGAUAAAUGAUUUCUGUUCAC